Molecule: messenger RNA, 1933 nt
Organism: Lactuca sativa (garden lettuce)
Lineage: Eukaryota; Viridiplantae; Streptophyta; Magnoliopsida; Asterales; Asteraceae
Product: formin-like protein 8
Biological process (GO): actin nucleation; actin cytoskeleton organization
Molecular function (GO): actin filament binding
Source: RefSeq, a predicted model, not a curated record
AUGAAUCAUUUCACAAGACUUGAAGAAUUCAAAGGCGUGAUUGUUGAUGAAGAAGGAUUAGAUGUGUUUUACUGGAGGAAUCUAGAUGAUGAUGAUGAACCUAAAAGAACAAUCUUCAAGAAAGAACACCCGAAAGAAGAAGAAAAGAAAAUGAUAUCAGUUGAUCAUGGCAGAAGAAAAUCAAACACUCAAAUUCAGGAAAUUCAAUUACUUACAGGAAAAUCUUCAGCUUCUCUUCCACCUGCAAAUCAACAAAUCUUGAAAAAUCAACUGUCAUCACGCUCCCCACCACCAACACCGCCUACAUCUCCACCGCCGCCACUGCUAGUGCUGCCACCACCACCACCUAAGCCUAAAACUGGUGGUUUGACAUUGACUUCUUCAUCAACACCACCAUCAAAUGUCAAACAUAAGCCAUUGCAUUGCGAUAAAGUCAACACAAAUGUAGAACACUCCACCGCGUGGGACAAAGGUUCUUUCAGGUUUAAUGGUGAUCUAAUUGGGGCCCUAUUCGGAACCAUAGCAGCCAACAAAAAAUCGCCACGUGGCGACCCCACCACUUCCCCGACCCCAAAACCCGAAAAAAAAUCGGGCCCACCCUCGCAAGUUUUCAUCCUUGACACCCGAAAAUCACAAAACAUCGCGAUAAUUCUUCGAUCAUUAACCGUGUCCCGAAGAGAAAUCAUCGAUUGUCUCCUCGAAGGGAAAGGAAUUGACAUAAAUACCCUUGAAAAGCUCUCUCGAAUCAACCCAACAAAAGAAGAAGAACAACUGAUUCUUAACUAUGAUCACGACAUCACAAGGCUAGCAGAUGCUGAAUCUUUUCUUUACCAUAUCUUAAGAACUGUUCCUUCUGCUUUUACUCGAUUCAAUGCGAUGUUUUUCAAGUUAAAUUAUGAUUCAGAAGUGUCACACAUCAAGAACACGUUACAGACAGUUGAAAAAGCAUGUAACGAGCUUAGAAAUCGUGGGCUUUUUGUGAAGUUAUUGGAGGCGAUUUUGAAAGCGGGAAAUCAAAUGAAUGCGGGAACUUCAAGAGGAAAUGCUCAAGCUGUCAAUUUGAAUUCUUUAUUGAAAUUAUCUAAUGUUAAAAGCAGUGAUGGAAAGACAAGUUUGCUUCAUUUUGUUGUUGAAGAAGUUGUGAGAUUGGAAGGAAAACGGUGUAUGAUUAAUCGAAAUCAUAGCUUAAGAAAUAGUACUGUAAGUUUAAACUGUGAUACAUCGAUAGGAAAAGAUUAUAUAAGGCUUGGAUUGCCGAUUGUGGGAGGGGUAAGUUCGGAAUUUUAUAACGUGAAGAAAGCUGCGGGAAUUGAGUACGAUGCCCUUUCGAAAUCGAGUUCCAGGUUGAACGAUCGUUUGACUGAACUCAUGAAGACGGUGGAGGAAUGUGGUGGUGGUGGUGAUGGUGGACGGGGUUUUGUGAAGGAGAUGGAGAAGUUUGUUGAAAGGGCAGAAUGGGAAAUUCAUGAGUUGGGUGAAGAAGAGGAGAGGGUUAUUAGGGUUGUGAAGAAGACGAAUGAGUAUUAUCAAGUUGGGGCUUCCAAAGAUAAAGGAAGGAAGCAGUUUCAGUUGUUUGGGAUUGUGAAAGCUUUUCUUGAAAUGGUGGACAAGGCUUGUGUUGAUAUAGCUGUAAAGUUGCAGAAGAGGAGAACUGGUUGUGGAGAGGCGGCAGCGUUGGCGGCGGUGGUGGUGCCAUCAAUGCCGACUACGCCUAACCGGCCGUCGGUGAAGUUUCCGGUUUUGCCGGUGAAUUUCAUUAGUAGCAGCAGUUCGAGUGAUUCAGGUGAAGAUUUGUAAGUAAUGAAAAGGGUAUAUAAAGAUUAUUGAUUGUUGUUUGGAUUUUGGAUUUGAAACGAGGAAAAGUGUAUCCAUAUUGAGUUUAUUCUUUUUAAAAUUCUAUGUGAUUUUAAUUCUCACCGUAUAAAUAGUAAUU